UAAAUGCUUUAUAAAUUUCCAAGUACAAGUAACUUCUAUGAAAUAGCAAAUGAGCUUUUCCUAAGGUAUCCUUCUCUAAAACCUCGUCACUGCAAUGGCUUUGUGAGUAUUUAACUGUAUAAUUAAAACUAAUAAUAUCAAUGGUGUUACAAAGUUAUAUAGCUAAAGAAUUUUUUUUUUUAUUCUAUUGUCAGGAAUUUCUUGUGCAUUUGUUGAAGGCAAAAUUUAAGCGAGUUAGGCGUCCUUUUCUAAAUGAUGAGCAAGUUGCACAGUUUAAAAUAGAGUUCUCAAGAAUUGAUUCUGGUCGUAAGCGAAAUUCUGUCUUGCUGAAUGAGUCUGUUAAUCUUUGCUCAGCAAAACGUCACUGCCAUCAUUCAAGUGAUAAGAAUGUGGAUGAUGGUAUAACUCAAGAUAUUAUAAAAAGCAUGAAGAAUGAGUGUCAGAAACUGCGCCCAGAUAUAGAAUUUUUGGCUCACCAGAUUAUGUUGUCAAUUGAGGCAUUAAAAUAUACAUGCCGAAAUGAAAGAACUUCAGAUGUCCUUAAUAAAUUCCCAGCACUUUACUAUGAAAAAGUUCUUUUUGCAGCAGCAAGAGUUAAAACAAAUAUAGAUAUUAACAAUAACUGCUUGUUAUUAUUGGGUAGAAUGAAGGAGGGAAUGAAGAAGUUAAUAGAUUUAAAAAAACCUUUGUCAGCUAGAUGGCAAAUAUUAUGCAAUGGGGUACUUGAUGAGAUUAGUGAUGCAACAAUAAAAAACCUUCAUUGUUUAAUUCUUCCAAGCAUUUUUUGUGACGAAGAAGCACUUUUGUUCACCAUGACGCUAGUAAAUUUUAUUGAUCGUUUAAAUGAUUGUAUAUCAUUAUAUCAUCGAUUCGUUUAAAUGAUUGUAUAUCACUAUAUAAUAUA
Messenger RNA from Hydra vulgaris (swiftwater hydra), 904 nucleotides. NCBI's taxonomy places the organism in Eukaryota, Metazoa, Cnidaria, Hydrozoa, Anthoathecata, Hydridae. The record is from RefSeq and is a predicted model, not a curated record.